Messenger RNA from Nelumbo nucifera (sacred lotus), 1844 nucleotides. RefSeq lists its product as uncharacterized. Gene Ontology annotation, biological process: transmembrane transport. The record is from RefSeq and is a predicted model, not a curated record. Gene Ontology annotation, molecular function: transmembrane transporter activity. NCBI's taxonomy places the organism in Eukaryota, Viridiplantae, Streptophyta, Magnoliopsida, Proteales, Nelumbonaceae.
AGAGUGAAAGCAAAAGUCGUAAAGCGUAAAAGCAAAAACGUCAAGACUUGUACUACUCGACAGAGCAGUGAUGAUGUGUUUAGUCCGGAUUCUUGGAGAGAGUCGAGGGACAGAGACAGAGACAGAAACAGAGAUGGUGUAUGCAGGGCUAAUCCACCUCUUUGUUACAGUGUUUCUCUAUCACUUCGCGACCUUCAUGGUCAUUCCGGCCAUCACCGACGUCACAAUGUCGGCGAUUUGCCCGGGAAAAGAUGAAUGCUCCAUCGCCAUUUACCUCAGCGGAUUCCAACAGGCGAUAACAGGGGUGGGGUCGCUCGUCAUGAUGCCUUUGCUUGGGAACCUCUCCGACGAGUACGGGAGGAAAACUCUGCUCAUUCUCCCAAUGACUCUCAACGUUGUUCCACUAGCUAUAUUGGCAUGCAGCAGGACGAAGAGCUUCUUCUAUGCAUACUACGUGCUCAAGACACUCACAGCCAUGAUUUGUGAGGGCAGCGUUCAGUGCCUUUCUUUGGCUUACGUGGCAGACAAUGUUCCACAUGGCAAACGAAUAUCGGCAUUCGGAAUUCUAGCUGGCACCGGGUCUGCGGCUUUUGUCUGUGGAACUCUAACUUCUCGCUUCCUCUCUACUUCCUCCACAUUCCAGGUUUCUGCGUCUGUAGCGGUGCUCGCAGCUAUGUACAUGAAAGCUUUCCUCAAGGAAUCGACCUGUGAAGAUUUGGAGAAUAUGAAGCAAGAUGUCUCUCAAAAGACCCCUCUUGUUACUUGUUCCAAUGGAGAAGAUUCCUCAAGCAAAAUCUUUAAAACGAUUCCCUCGAUCGAAGAUAUGAUUUGUUUAUUGAAGAGUAGCUUGACAUUCUCACAAGCAGCAAUUAUCGCAUUUUUCACCAGUCUUGCAGAGGGUGGCCUUUAUACUUCACUAUUGUACUAUUUGAAGGCAUCAUUUCACUUCAGCAAAGAUCAGUUUGCUGAUCUAAUGCUAAUAGUGGGGAUUGCAGGGGCAUUCUCACAGCUGGUUCUCAUGCCCACAUUGGCACCUGCUAUCGGGGAGGAGAAGCUUCUAGCCAUUGGGCUCUUUGCAAGUUGCACACAUAUGUUUCUUUAUGGAAUAUCAUGGUCCUCUUGGGUUCCUUAUGUUUCAGCCAUGUUCUCUGUUUUGGGUGUUCUUGCAAACCCCUGUAUCAGGAGCAUUGCAUCUAAGCAAGUUGGGCCCAAUGAGCAGGGGAAGGCUCAAGGGUGCAUCUCAGGCAUAAGUUCUUUUGCCAAUGUUGUUUCUCCAUUAGCUUUCACUCCUCUAACAGCUUUGUUCCUGUCAGAAAAUGCCCCUUUUCAUUUCCCAGGUUUCAGUAUUGUGUGCAUUGGGUUUGCAAUGAUGGUAGCCUUCAUACAGAGUAUUAUGAUUAGGGCUCCUACUGCAAGCCACAAAAUCAGCAGCAACAGCCUCUGUUAAGGCCUAAUCUUUUAAGAUGAGAAUGCCUAUAAAGUACAGAAGAUCCAUCUGUGGCCUUUAACAUUACUCCUGGAGUAGCCAUUGCAACCUCAACGCCUUUAAGCACAGGAAAAAAAAAAAGCUGAGACUGGUUGCUGAUCAUCUUGAUUCAAGCAGUCAUCAGACAGCUUAAGAUUUCAUGCCUGUCAUUCAUAGAAUUUUGACUGCAUUUGGUGGUUAGAAUCUUUCCAGUUGGGUGCCAAGUGCAAGUUGAAGUCGCAUUACAGGAAUCCAUGACUUUGACUUUGAACCCCGAAAACAUACUAAUGCUCUCUCUCUCUCUGGCCUGUAUAUAAUCUGGCUUGUAAAUGCCCAUUCUUAUAUGCUUAUAAUCUAAUCCUAGUAUUUUGUUAUCAUA